Molecule: messenger RNA, 1083 nt
Organism: Coniophora puteana RWD-64-598 SS2
Lineage: Eukaryota; Fungi; Basidiomycota; Agaricomycetes; Boletales; Coniophoraceae
Product: Deoxyhypusine synthase
Exons: 5
Coding region: 1-1083 (360 amino acids)
Biological process (GO): peptidyl-hypusine biosynthetic process
Cellular component (GO): cytoplasm
Molecular function (GO): deoxyhypusine synthase activity
Source: RefSeq, a predicted model, not a curated record
AUGUCCUCCUCAUCCAUCCCUGCUGGGGCUGCUGCUGCUGUCCUGCAGCCCUCGGAGCCCGUGCCAGACCAUGCUGUCUCUGUGCAGGGACCAAAUUUUGAGAAUGAUCUGUCUCUUCAGGAUUUUCUCAGAUCAUAUGAACGAAUCGGAUUCCAAGCAAACAGCCUAGGAAAGGCGAUCGACAUCGUCAACAAGAUGCGAACGUGGCGGCUUUCAGACGAGCCCGUGUCAGCAGACGAGUCAGAUGACUACACGGAUCCAGAAGUCCGUGCAAGAACAAAGUGUAACAUCUUCCUCGGCUACACCUCUAAUCUGAUAUCAUCUGGUCUGCGAGAAAUCAUCCUGUAUCUCGUAAAACACAAGCAUGUCGCAGCCAUCGUGACGACCGCUGGCGGUAUCGAGGAAGACUUCAUCAAAUGCCUAGGCAAGACCUACCUUGCCGACUUCAACUUGGAUGGUGCGGAACUCCGCAAAAAAGGAAUGAACCGAAUUGGUAACCUUGUCGUGCCCAACGACAACUACUGCAAGUUCGAAGACUGGCUGCUCCCGAUUCUCGACCAGAUGCUGAAGGAGCAACAGUCGACGGGCACGGUAUGGACACCGAGCUCGUUCAUUCGUAGGCUGGGCAAAGAGAUCAACCAUGAGGAAUCUGUAUAUUAUUGGGCUUACAAAAACGAUAUUCCUGUCUUCUGUCCCGCCUUGACAGACGGCUCACUGGGCGAUAUGAUAUACUUCCACUCCUUCAGAACGCCGGGUCUGAUCAUAGACAUCGUCGGCGACAUCCGAGCGUUGAAUGAACAUGCAAGAAAAUCGAAGAAGGCUGGCAUGAUCAUACUCGGCGGAGGUGUCUGCAAGCAUCAGAUUGCCAACGCCAUGCUCAUUCGCAACGGUGCUGACUACUCUGUGUAUAUCAACACCGGACAAGAAUUUGACGGUUCCGACUCUGGUGCUCGCCCGGACGAGGCUGUCUCAUGGGGGAAAAUCCGCGCUGGCGCGGAAUCCGUCAAAGUUUUCGCUGAUGCAACUCUGGUGUUCCCGAUGUUGGUCGCGGCAACAUUUGCGCAAGACAAAACACAGCACUAA